Anguilla rostrata (American eel) is the source of this 4520-nucleotide messenger RNA. RefSeq names its product type-1 angiotensin II receptor-associated protein-like. Gene Ontology annotation, cellular component: plasma membrane. The coding region runs from base 130 to 636 and encodes 168 amino acids. The transcript is spliced from 6 exons. Gene Ontology annotation, biological process: regulation of blood pressure; angiotensin-activated signaling pathway. The record is from RefSeq and is a predicted model, not a curated record. NCBI's taxonomy places the organism in Eukaryota, Metazoa, Chordata, Actinopteri, Anguilliformes, Anguillidae.
CAUGGUUAGUGUUUUAUGCUUGACUGGAGGGAGGGGUCGGACACUUAGGCAGGAAAAAGGAGCCCGGUUUUGUGCUUUUUAAUGUGACAUUCUAAAAGCUAACGGGAACGUCUACACUUUCCAGUUAGAAUGGAAAUUCCAGCCAUAAAUUUGAAGGCCAUAGUGCUAGUCCACUGGCUGCUGACCAUCUGGGGCUGUAUGGCUUCGCUGCCAGCCUCUUAUGCUUGGGGGAACUUCACAAUCCUUGCUGUGGGCGUGUGGGCCAUCGCACAGAGGGACUCCAUUGAUGCUGUGCUAAUGCUCCUGAUUGGGAUGAUUGUGACCAUGGUGACGGACAUGGUUCACAUAGGGCUUUUCUACCCAAUGGGUGAUUCCUUGCCAGAGCGUGCCCGCGACACAUUCCACUUCAGCGUGGGAAUGGCCAUCCUCAGUCUCCUGCUCAAACCCGUGUCCUGCUUCUUCGUCUAUCAAAUGUACCGUGAGAGGGGCGGGGACUACAAUGUCAACUUUGGCUUCCCCACUGUUACCCGCAACCGAGACUCUUACCAGUCCAUUGACCAGCAGGAUCAGUCCAGCAGCCCAAGCACGGCAUACGGGCAAGCGGGGGACCCCAAAUCUGGGCCACGUUCCUACUGAGAGAGACAUGGCGGAGCAUGUUGGGGCUAGCUGGGGCUAGCACUUCCACACCACUAUUUGUAGCUUGGGGAAAUCUAAAACAUUCCCUUGUUGCUGCAUAUAAGCAUAUCUGUUAUGCAUUUUUUGCCUGUUAUGUUAUCCCCUAAUCUUUAGUGCUAUUUUGUGUAGUAGCCAUUUUUCCUUCUUUUCCUCUUCAGCCUGCCUCAGCCUGUUCCUAUUGAGAGACAUAGGAGAGCAUGUUGGAGCUAGUUGAGGGCCUUUUGUGGGUAGGCUGAGGGGGGCAGGGUGUGAAAAGGUGUUUUGUGCAUUUCCUGAAAUCAGUGUCUUACUUCAAGCUUGAAAACAGGUGAGACGUUAAAAAAAGCUGUAUUUUCUCUGAAUGUUUCAUUCAGUUCAAAGAAUGUCAUACAUGGACAUAUGUGCUUUAUGUGCUCAGAGCUCUGACUAAUGACAUGGUCCAGAAUGCAUCAGCAGGUUCUGGUUCAAUAAACUAUUGGGAACCCAAGGGAGUGGCAUAUCAGUACUAACAACAUUUUUAUCGCUAACACUGGAUUGUAUUAAUAUUUAUAUUCGAGUGUUUAGUGUUAAAGGUAGCUUUGACUUAAAAAAUAUUAAACUGUAUUUUAAGCAGUUUGGUGUUGAUAACUAUUCAGCUGAAGUGGUGAUACAGUUGGUAAACAAAUGUUGGUAAUUGUUGAGCGCUUAUUAGCAGACUGCUGUUUGUUUGCCAUUUUCAGUGUGGAUUUCAGAGGAGGAAAUGGUUUGGGUUUGUGCAGUACUCAGAAAAGUGUGGUGAUUCACACACCAAAGUAUCUCCCAUGUCCUAACUGUAGCAUAUGAGCUUGUGCCAUGCCCGUACUGCAGGAUAAGGGAAUAUGUGCUCCUACUGUAGCAUAUGAAUCAUCCUAAUAUCCAACUUCAGGAUUUAGGAACACUUUUCAUAGCCUUACUGUAGCACACAGGAAUCUGCAUUCCACCCACUGCAGUGUAACCCCUGCAACACCCCUACCAUAGCAAUUACACAUUUAUUCUAUGCCCUUGUGGUGUGGGGAUGGCUGAUUUAAGCAGCCACACCUGCCCUGGGUCAAGCUAAUUAGACCUGGCCAAUUGGAUAAUUGGUUAAGAAUUAGAUAAUUGGUCAGGCUAAUUGGACCCAGGAACAGGAGUGGCUGCACCUGUGCAUAGUGAGGUAAUCACUGCGCACAGGUUAAAUCUGCCAUCCCCACCCACACAAGGGAGCCUCUGUCAUGACAGCGUUUUGCUGUCCCCUUGCAAAUAAAUCUGGACUGCUUGAACAUCUUCUCCCUGUGUCUCUGUGCUGGAGGGCCCCUAGGAAAGCCACUUCGGUGGCCUGUGGCAGGCGUGUUUGCCACAGCCCUUAUUAUUACAGCAUAGUGGAAAUUUUUCCAUAUGCUUAUUAUAGCACAUCCAUGCCCCCAAUGUCGCAUAAGGGAAUAUCAACUAAAUCCCUGUUGUAGCAUGUAGGAAUCUCCUGUGCUAAUCUCCUAUUGCACCAUGUAGGAAUCUCUGUCAUGCCCCUAUUAUAACAUACAUCUGUGCCGCAGUCUUUAUAGCACAUCCACACCACUGUGUGUAACUUGUAGAAAUUUUAAACAUUCCCUUAUUGUUACACAUGAGAAUAUCUGUCAUGCCCGUAAUCUUUAGUGCUGUCUUUGUGUUGUGGGCAUUUUUAUAUCUUGAAAGUCUUUCUUCUUUAGCCUCAUGCUGCUGCCGCUUUAUUUGUGAAUAUUUAUACUUGUACAGAUUUGUCAACAGGGUUUGGCUCGAGGUGGAAUGAAGUUACUGGCCGUUUGGCUCACUCGGCCCUGACUGGACUUUAAUUGAGUGACAUGGCAGAGACAGGGUCUCACACUUGCUUCAGUGAGAUAAUGUUAGGCCUUCAGACGCAGUUUAACUCGCACUGGUUUUCACCAGAUCCGGGUGGCGGAACACGUGACAGAGUUUCUGUGAAGUUUUUGUCUUUUGAGCUGCAGUAUUUGUCCCUAUGGUUUUUUUAGGAGUUGUCUAUUUUUAGCUUAAACUAAAGUCGAUUAAAGUGAAUCCAAAAAAAUGUAUUAGAAGUGAAGAAUGAGCUACAGAACCACGUGGUCUUCUUUAAGCAGAGAAGAGUUUUUGCAGCUGUCUUCAUGGAAUUUGUUAUCAUUGCUUUAGAAGAAUACGCCUUCAGUUUGUACUGCUUAAGACAGUCAUACGGAGGGUACAGUCUCUUACUGAAGUGGCUCUGAUCUUUAUUAAUCUCUAUUUCCCAAUUUUAUGUCCUCAUUUUUUUGUUUGCGUAUUGCAUGUCACUAUGCUUCAGAUCAAGGAUAGUGCAGAUUUUUGCUGUUUACUUAUGUGUAACUGAAUAAAAAGUGUGUAUUGCUAAUAUAAUUAAGAGGUGUGUAACUGCUGUGUGUGUAGAUUUUUAUAAUCACCCACUCAGGAAUCCUAGGAAAACCUGUUGGGUUUUUUUUUUUUUUUUUUACGUUGAUGACUGCUUAUCAUUGUGAUUGUUAUAGUAGUUCAACAGAGAUCACCCUGGUUCUGCAGAGGCAAGCAACCCUGGUACUGGACUGUAGCAGUUUCUCCACUAAUGGUUAGGUCUUGAAACUGAAUGGAGCUAAAGCUUGGGAGGUCUAUACGUAAACUAAAGCUAAACUCUGGAAACCACUGAGUUUUCUAAAUUAACCUCUGUCCAAUGUCUGUAGUGAAUCAGCAUGAGUGUUUCUGCUCCUUUUUCUAUGGUGGCAUCAGUGUCUGAUUCUCACAGUUGUGCUAGCGAGCUGGCCGUCUUGCGGUUGACUAGAAUGAAAAUAGUAUCAAAAUGGUUUAUGAAAAACAAUGUGGUAACUCCGCCUUGAGCCAUGUGGUCUGUGUUUGGCUCAGGGCCCAAAGUUCAAAGUUUUGAGUUUAAAGAGCUCACUGUUGGCCUCACUCACAGGCCCACAAGCCUUAAAAAAGACAGUGGGAAAGGUACCUGUGGGUGAGUUCUGAAGAGCUGCAUUUCUGUUGAGUUCUGAUAUUGGGAAGGGGGCUAUGGUACUAAAACAAGUUCUGGGCACAUGCUUUGUUACAAUCCCUGUGGGGAAGUAAAACAAUGAAUGUAUCAACUACACUGGAUCACUGAGUAGCAUUAUUCCAAAUUAAAUAUGUGCUGCUUUCAUAAUUAAAUGUUCUGUGACUCCACCCGUAUGUUCCUGCCUGAUCUGAAAUAAAUUAACCUGCUGGUCGAACUGGCAUUUCAUUAUUUAUUGCCUUUCUGUUGUUCAAGGGCAUCACAGGUCAAUCAAUGGGGAAAUAAACCAUUCAAGUAGAGUAUUGAUUAUUGUUCAGAGACUGCCCCUAAGUGUCCUUUAAUGUGUGGAGCAGGUGUCCUGUAAUGCAUCACGUGCGGUUUGACCAUUCAGUGCAUGCGUUUGCCCUUGGGAGCCUGGCUGCUCUGCUGUAUAACUCAGGUGUCUUCUCUUCCUCUCUCAUCUUCUACCCCCACUAUUAGCUUCUUCUCCUUUCUCCUCUUGCUCAAUACACAAAAAAAUGAAUCAGUGCUUGAGAUGUGCCCUGCCUUCAUGUCUAUAAGAAAUAUGAGAGCUUUCCAUUUUCAGUUCUAAUGUGGAUUUUGAGGUUUGUUAGAAGUUGACCAGUUCAUUAUCCUUUUUGUGCUGUAUUUGCCAGUGAGCUUUCUAUAUUAGUUUGGUCUGUUCUGUUAGAUGAGUGUCUGUGCUGUAUUUUUAUUGUGUUGUCAUGCUGUAGUGUCAUUUGACAGACACACCUUGUCUCUUCUGCUCCAUUUCCUGAUCACUAAGCAAUGUAAAAAUCAGAACAUGAAUUUUGUGUCAUUCUAAUACCAGAGUGCUUUAAAUAAAAGUCAAAGUAGAAAAAAGAUA